AUGGCUGCCACUGCUGGUAGAGAUGCCGCUAACGCCAUCAAUAUGGAUAGUGCCCGGGACCAACAGGGGCAGGACCAGCAAUCACCAGUUGACACGCCGGCGACUGGCCGGGAUCCGAAUCAAGACCUGCCAGCACUCAAGGACUGCUUAGGACACGACUUUGAUAUCAACACUCUACGUCGGCUCCUCCCUCAACCACGUCCUUUCAUACCGGGCCUCUUCGUCCCGGGACUUUCAGUUCUUUACCUCGACGGCCUGCCUAUUCGAACGUACAAUAUUUGUGGGAUAUCCUACAACAUGCAGCAACCGUCUAACGAGACCAAGAGUAGCGUCACUCGAUACACGAUAGACAGGAGGCGCAUCAGAUAUUCGCUGGAGGUCGUACAACAGCCAGAAAAGGCGCGAGCAUGUGGAUCUGGUCCUCGCUCAUCAAAUGACCGGAGGCCGGUCGACCCGCCGCCGGUGGUCGAGCUCAAGGUCUUCAUUAACGAUGUCGACACCACAAUGCAGUACGACGCGACAUUCAUGCUGUAUGCGAGCUUGGAAGUUGCUCGGCCAAUCGCUGGCGGGAAAAUGCACGUACCUCCCGCGAUCCCCGUAUUGGCCGGCGUCACUAUAGCCAGUGCCGCAUAUCUCGAGAAACCAAAACGGGCGGCCUAUUUCAUUUUUCCAGACCUGUCUGUCAGGCACGAGGGCUGGUAUCGACUCAGGUUCUCACUCUUUGAGGGGGUCAAACAUGAUCUCGACGCCGACCUUGGAAAGCCGUUUGUCCGCACGGAGAGAGAUUGCGAUACCUUGACCGCGCCCGUGCGUCACGAAGGUGUCUUCAAUCGCAUGGAAGUUUUGUCAACUCCGUUUCAGGUCUACAGUGCCAAGAAAUUCCCAGGGCUCAAUCAAAGCACGGCUCUCAGCAUGAUGGUAGCCGACCAGGGUUGCCGAGUUCGGAUCCGAAGAGACGUCCGGCAACGAAAGCGACGUCAGAAGUCCGGUGCCGAUGGCGACGAUGCCCCGAGUUCAUACCAGGGGACUCCCCAGCCUAAUUACCGCAACCUCGACCACUCCAGAUCUGUCAGCCGCAACAGCAUUGGCACUCAGCACGAGAUCGAUGCUCAGACUCGGGACCCCGCCGAAGUCCUCUGGGCUCGCCAAGAUGCUGCCAGUCGGGAAUAUUUCUUGAACUCGGCAAAUUCGACAACAGGAGCACGCAGCGCGGCGUUACCUGUGCCAACCACGUCGAUGCCUCCACCACCUACAUACAAUCCGUCUGCAGCUCGAAGGCCGUCAUUUGAGACUCGGCCGCAGCCGUCAUUCACCAUGCCAACUCCUAGACCUACGCAGCCUGUCGCAGCACCGGUGAACCAGUCUUCGGCUCCACGGCCCAUGACUCCAGAUACCGAGAGUAGUCUUACGCUGCCCCCGCUCAGAUUCCCCAGUGCGAGUGUCCCAAAACCAGAUUCACUCGGUCCUAGAUACAAUGUGCCCACACUGGCUGCUACCAAACGGUCCUUCAGCCCUGGAUCUUACAGCCAAGAUGCCUCUCUGAAAGAUGGAGCUCGACCUGGCCUGCCAUCUAAACUCUGUCCACCGCCGCCUCCUCCGAGCGGCACCGACAUCAUCGAACCGGAUGUGGGUGGCGACGACGAUGACGAUGAAGACGCAGAAUUGUUCGCCGACGCAUUGAUCUACACGCGUGCAGAUGGUACGAAAAGCUACAGAUACCGUCCAAGUGCCAAUUAUUUCCGGUAA
Molecule: messenger RNA, 1746 nt
Organism: Fonsecaea erecta
Lineage: Eukaryota; Fungi; Ascomycota; Eurotiomycetes; Chaetothyriales; Herpotrichiellaceae
Exons: 2
Coding region: 1-1746 (581 amino acids)
Source: RefSeq, a predicted model, not a curated record